AUGCUCAAGAUUCGAACUUCCGGAUCCGACUUACCAAACCAAAAAAAAAGUCAAACCGAGAUACCUAAUAAGGCUAGUGAUAAGAGGCGAGGAAGAAUCGAUUUGACGCGUGCCCGACGAGGAUUGAAGGCUGAAGAUCCGUUAUCCGAUUCUGAAUAG
Messenger RNA from Paraglomus brasilianum, 159 nucleotides. The record is from the annotation of a GenBank genome assembly. NCBI's taxonomy places the organism in Eukaryota, Fungi, Glomeromycota, Glomeromycetes, Paraglomerales, Paraglomeraceae.